Rosa rugosa (rugosa rose) is the source of this 3339-nucleotide messenger RNA. RefSeq lists its product as uncharacterized. Bases 1 to 1203 code for a protein of 400 amino acids. Lineage: Eukaryota; Viridiplantae; Streptophyta; Magnoliopsida; Rosales; Rosaceae. The record is from RefSeq and is a predicted model, not a curated record. The transcript is spliced from 11 exons.
AUGCCGGAUGGGUACAGCUCUAAUAUUGCAAGUAGAGUGUCAUUAGAGGACAAUAAGAUUCUGAACCUAAAGUCUCAUGAUUGCCAUGUCCUAAUACAACAAUUGUUGUCAUUAGCACUACGAGGAUUGCUACCAAAGGGACCAAGGGUUGCUAUCUUUCGGUUAUGUGCUUCUCUGAAUUUGCUAUGCCAAAGGGUGAUUGAUAUAAAGAAAGUAGAACUACUAGAUAAAGAGCUUCCAGAAACUUUGUGCAUGCUGGAGAGGUUUUUUCCUCCUUCUUUCUUUGAUGUUAUGGUCCACCUAACCAUUCACCUUGCACAACAAGUUCUGAUUGUUGGUCCGGUGCAAUUUUGCUGGAUGUUCCCUUUUGAAAGAUGUAUAGCAGAGAAGUAUCUAGCUGAAGAGAUAACACGCUUUUGUGAUGGGUACAUCAAAGAAGCUGCUGAAAUAGGUGUUCAACAUAAAUGUAAUGAAUAUUGUGAAGAUGAAAUUAUAUUAGAAGGGAAGCCUAUUGGUCCGAAGAAGUUAAGACAGUUGACUCCUACUAUGUGGGAGAUUGCUCAUCGUUAUAAAACAAAAGCUCUCGACCCUCUCGACCUUCUCUCUCUCAGUCCUCUCUCAAUUCUUGAACCCUCUAGGUCCUCUCUCUUUGUCAGACCUCAGCGCCGAUGGAGGUCGCGGCAUUCGUGCUGCGCUGGUGGGACGACAUCAACGAGUCGACUCAGUGGCAAGACCGCAUCUUCUACGCUCUCUGCACAGCCGAACCCCCUCGGCUCCUCCGUCGCUCUGCGAGAGAUUAGGGUUCGAAUUGGGGCUCGCUCUUCACUUAUCCAAACCCACCUCCAAUUCAAGGCUUCUCGACCUGGUGAUAUUGAUGAGCGCGAGGUUGUUACUCCUGAUGUCAUGACCAAGUAUUUCAUAGGUGUCACACUAAAGGAAAGAUCUCCAGACGGUGUUGGGACGUUAGUUGAUGUGGGCUUGAGUAAGAAUGUCGUCGUUGUUCAAGUACUUGAUCCUGGAGCAAGAGUUACAGUGGCUAUGGGAGACAGUUGGAAUUUGGAUGCUGAUAUAUCACGGCAGGUUGUAUCAUCAUCCAAGCCAAGGGAAGAAGCAGGGAUGUAUUGGGGGUACAAAGUGCACUAUGCUUCCAAUAUCACUUCAGUAAUGAUUGAAUGUCCAUACGAGGGUGGCUAUAUCAUUUGAUUGGGACCUCAGAGCAUGGUCAGAUUAUCAAUUCCUCCGAUCUCACUAUACCCACUUUCAGGUAUCUAUUGAUUGCAUUUGGUGGACUUGCUGGGUUGGAAGAGAGCAUUGAAGAGGAUCAUAACUUAAAGGCAAAGAAUGUGAGGGAGGUGUUUGACAUAUAGCAUGAGAGCUUGAAGGAACAACAUGAGCUUCUCCAGAAAGUAGUGAAGCCUUUGACGGGUCGUUUAGAGAUCUUAGUACCCAAUGGUGGCCGUAACAGUCACCGUUCUUCAGGUAACAUUGUCUUCAUAAUUGUUUGUAUGUUUUGUUCAAUAUUCAGAAAUUGACCUUGUGUAGUCUACAUUGUGACUGAUCAGAUGAUUUUUUUGGGUUAGGUGUCUGCUUACAUAUCUAGUAUAUAUAUUUCAUUUUCUUGGUGUUCUGUCGGCCUCCCAUAUCAAGCUUCAAUUGUUGUGUUUAGGUUGGAACAAAGCAAAAAUUUAGUCUAAGAUAGGCAGUUUUAAGGAGCUCAACCCAAACUUCAAUUUUGUUCCUAUGAGUUAUAAUUAAACUUUAUUGUCCAUCAUGACGUCAAGUCGUUCGUGAUACUUCAUGAUUCCGUUGAGUACAUGUGGUGCUGACUUAAUUCUUUGAUCUAUGGACUCCCACAGACAUGAAUGAUCUUUGGAUAAACUUGUUGAUAUGUACUGUUUAGGAAUUUAGGAAAACAACUUCCUGUUGUGCAUCUAGACCAUAUUCCUUCUAUUCUGUAUAGGUAAAUUUUUGGUUUGUACUUUGUAGCAUAAAGUUUGUGACCAGAUUCUGGAAGGCAUCUGAAGAUAUUUUUAUAAUGUGUUAAGAGUUGAUGCUGCCAGGCAUUCUCUCUGUUUCUGUCUUUGUCUCUCUCUAUCUCCUGUUCUUUUUUCCUAAGAGAAGUGACUGGGUAUCAACUGUCACAACUCCCGAUUCUUUAACUUAUUUGUUGCCUUUACACUUACUUCAUAUAGUAGAAGCUCCACAUUUGUACAUGCUAUAUUCUCUAUAAUAUCUGUCUUGCCUGGGGAGAAACUUUUUAGAUAAUCAUCUUUGACCUGCAGAUAUUAACUUGUUAUUUGAUCCAACUGAGUGAAGAAAGUUCUUUUUGCAAUAGGGUGUUUCUGUAUUUGCAUUUUAGAAAUUAAAGGAUGAUCAUCUUUUCAAAGAUGUGUUGAAUACAUGAAAAUUUGGGCUGUUCUCCAACCUACCUGUGACUCUCUGAGAUUUAUUCCUCCUUUUUUAUGAUUUUUAAUGAUUGCUUGCUUUUAAACUUGAAGUCCAUUACCAUUCUGGAUUUCGGGUAAUGCUGUUCAUGUGGAAGCCUAGGAUAUUUUGCGGAUAAGGUUAUGGUUACUAUGAAACCAAUGAGGCUGUGAAUGUAGAACUUGCCAGAAAUGUUGUGCAGCUAAGUUGGAGUUUUUCCGCAACUCAAAUUUUCUCGAUCUUUGCAUGCUUUUGGACAUAAAUUAUUACAAUAUGAAAAAUGUUAUUUGCACACACUCAACUCAUUGUAUUAACUUAUCACUUUAUGUGGCAGUAGAUGUGAGUAAUGGUUAUAUGCUUUUUCCCAAUUAGUCAAUGCUCUACUUCAUUUCUUAUGUUUAUUAAUUAUAUUAGGCUUAAAUUUCUUUUUCUUCAGCAAACUCGUCAAUCUACUCAGAAUGUAUGUUUGUGUAUUAUCAAGUGCAGCAAACACUAGUGAAACUUGCAGAUAUAUGGGUACAGAAUGGCAUUGUGGGCAGAGCAUUUAGGACUUGUUGAAGAAUGUUUCAAUCAGCCAGAGUUUUGAAUGUGUUCAAAGGGUAAGGUCAUUGGGUGAGCAUAACUGGAGUCAAUACUAGAGCUUCUGCAGGGUCCUUGUCCAUCAUGUGUAGGAUAGAUGGCUUAAGAGAUCGAAAGACUGCUUAUCAUCUUUGCCUACAAGAGAGCUUCUGCAAGAACAAAUGAAGGUGCAUUAAAGGAAAGCAGCAGUAAUCUAUGUAGUUUAGGUCUUCCUAGCUAGAACAUUUUACAAGUACAGACAAUUCUCUAUGUUGUCCUAUCUUGAAUUAUAUGGAUUAUAGUACUGUUUCUAUGGUCAUAUAUUGAGCAUUAUUUCUGGAAGAAAGUUUAUAUGGA